Paramuricea clavata is the source of this 3635-nucleotide messenger RNA. NCBI's taxonomy places the organism in Eukaryota, Metazoa, Cnidaria, Anthozoa, Malacalcyonacea, Plexauridae. The record is from the annotation of a GenBank genome assembly.
AUCACAUUUGGUAUGACAACAUACGCCAACCGCCAAUUAUACAUAUAAUAGGGACACGAAGCUGAGAAAUUAAACAAAUCCCAGGCUGGGAUUGACUAGACUGUGUGUAUGACUUUCACUUACGAAAGUGGUGAUAACUAUCGAAAAAUAUAAAUGGUAUAAAUUGUUAAUCCUUCGCUAUCUUUCGAAAUUGGAAUAAUCAAUUUGUAAACAAAGGAUAAUGCUGUAAUUAUACAGCAUUAGCAAACGGUUGGCAAAUCUCGUGGAGUCAUUAUUUGGCAAACUUUUGUAAUGGGGAGCGAAAGUCAUUUGUGUGGUUGGCAUUUACCGCCUAUUGAAGCGCCCAAUGUCGCCGAAACUCGUCCAAAAAUCAAAUGUACACAACGCGUUAUGAACAGAAUGAAAUUUAAAACCAAACCGUCUGAAGCAGAGCAAUUUCGACAUUUUUCUGACGCAGGGAGAUAUAUUGAUGAAUAUCGAAAAAAAAACAGUGUCGCAAGCCGUGGGACGAUGGAAUGGGGAGGAAGUAAUGUGGUUAAUAAUAAAAGCAUGGAAGGAACAGCGGAUGAUGAAAAGUUUUCAAAAUAUAUUGAUAUAAGGUUUGUAUUACGAGAUUGACAUUUUUCAUCAUAUAUUUAGUGGAGUUUUAAUGAGCAAACAAGGCACGGACAAUGAAAUUUGAUUUACAAUUGAUUUACAAUUGUCAAUUUAUCUUCGUCGAUCAGGUUCCGACAAUGAGCUAACAAGCGUAUAGCGUAAAAUAUUUAUCAUUUGCGAUGUUGGGUACGAUUACAGGUCGGAUUAAAGCUAGAAAACGUAGGAGUUUUGGUAAUCUUAUACGCCUUUUAACAUGAAUAGCAUUUUUAGGGCUGUUUAUCUGACCUUUUGGCUUGCUAAUACUGAAAAAUAUGUUAAUGACUUUUGACAGAUCGUUUUUACAAAUGCGUGAAAAUGGAACGUAGGGAAAACGCCAUGCACGUGAGAAAAAUAAAUAGUUUUUAUAAAAUUCAAAUCUUUUUUAUAUGCACAUACAAUAAUAUAUAUACAAGCAAUAAGCGUUGCAGUUUCCGCGAAAAAACUAGUCACGCGCUUUCGAAACGUGAUAAUAUGUCUUUCGCAGCUGGCAAAAAAAUACAGCACUGGAUAGCGCUAUCUACCUGAUAAUGAUUAUAAGUUACGGAUAAGUUAUAAGUUACGGAUAUGCACCCCAUAAGUUACGGAUAUGCACCUCACAAUUGGUGAAAAGAAACUUCAGUUUAUAAAUAAUAAAAUUUAAUCUGGGUUAUACCAAUCAACGAGUUAUUUUAGUAAGAUUGAAAAAAUCACUUGUCCGGUAGAUUGAUCCAGCCUUCGCGCCUUCGUACAACCGACAAAAAGUACUUGCAUUUUUGUAUUCGAGCCAAAGCAUACAUUAGUACAUUACUAAACUUUAUUUGCCUCUUAAAAGUACUUAUCCCAGUGAAAUUAUAUGAGUGAAUUCACAUGAAACACCCAAAAAGGCCUUCCAAUGUUUUAACUGUUGGCGUGGUUUAAUAUGCAUGAGCCGUAAAAAUGAUGUAAAAGACUGGUUUUAAUACACUAUCAAAGUUUCUGUGAUCACAGUAGGAAUUUUGCACAGGUAAAUUCUAAGUUUUGAAGGAUUUGUAAGAAAUAUUUGAGCUAAACGUUGCAGUUUAAACAACUACGCCUACGGCCGUACUAGAAUGGCAGAAUGCUCAAGGGAAUACAAUUACGUUAUAGUCGCCUUUGAAAAUUAAUAUACGUAAAUUGCAUUACACUGUGACAAUACACUUGCUUUCGCCUUUAUAUUAUAUUGCAACAUCUAAUAACCAUAUAACUAUUAGCCUGAGUAUCAGCCCCUAGGGGCUUCUAUUACUGAAGCCUGCCGCACACCAGAGAAACUUGCCGGAGCUGAACGCCUCGCGUGGCGGCUAGCUCAUCCAUGCAUUUUCACCGCACACGUUGGGGAAGCUACUCAACAGCAACGUCGACAUAUAGACAGCUCUGUAUAUGUAUCUACUCUGUGUCGUUGAUAAGAUCGUUUGCAUUUCCCUCCAUUGUCGCCAUUUCGACAAAAGUCACGUGAAGAAACUAUGGGUUCUCAUUGGCUACUUAAUUCAAACAGCUCAGUACUAAAAACUCGCAUGUGCAACAUCCGCAGACGUUGAGAUUUUUUCCUCGCGAAGUGAAAAAUAUCAAACACGAUAGAUAUUUUUCUCAAGUUUCUGUGAUCACAGUAGGGAAUCAGUCUUGCAUAGGUAAAUUCUAAGUUUUGAAAGGAUUUGUAAGAAAUGUUUGACGAAACUGACUCGGUGUUUAACACACCAUUUCUUACAAAUCCUCCAAAACUUAGAAUUUAACUCCUACUGUGAUCACAGAAACUUUGAUAGUGUAAUAACCAGGCUUAAGUAAUUCUUACAACCAAACAAAUCCAGUUUUAUAGUAGAUGAAAAAAAUAAUUAUUUUUUCACAAUGCAAAUGAAAAAAGUACUAAAAAAGCAACAGGAACUACGCUUUCUUAAAAUAAAAUAAAACAAAAUUGGAAACAAAUUUCAGUGAAACAUUCAUCUUGCAACACUCUUUCCAAUCUAGAGUUCCAGAGAAGAAGAUUUGCCUGACAGGUUUACCACAAUUGAGACCUCCACCCAAGCACGUCAUUCGAACGAGGGCAAUCCACGAAACAUCGGAGGGAAGACCAUUUCUCGCCGGCGUCCCCCAUCUCCCUCACUUGAAGUUAAGCGGGGCUACAAAGACUGUAGUGAAACGAAAAAUGAACAGAAAUGAUGAACAGAAACAUAAAAGAACACAUUGCAAGAAGAAGCAAGGCAGACUGCCAUAUUUAAAACCUCCAGAACUAGAAAUGUGAUGGGAAUUAGGUCUUAUAGGCCGUGUAGAUAAAAUACUCAAAUGCGCAAAACUAAGGGACCGUUCAUUAUUUAUGGCAGGGGCCGAAGAGAAAAGGAUCGGGUAAACAAAAUUUUGAGCGAGUAUAAAAGAUUGGGUAAAUAAAAAACAAAAUAACUCACGUGUUGGGUAAUAAAAAUUCAUUGUUAUUUCCAAAGCAUGGCUCACUCAAAUAUAUUGAAGACUAAAAAGUAAUUUCAACAGUCAUAAUACAAUAUAUAAAUCAAUCAAUCAGAGUCAUUGUCUGAUUGGUUAUUUGGCAAACGGUGUCUCCAAAGAAAGUACAUCUGCAGACAACAUGAAACUAUAGAAUGCCAAAAAUUGCACAAGCAGUUAUCCAACUCAUGUCACAGAAGAGGUAAAGGACACGUGUGACAACUGAAUGGUAUCUUUUUGGUCAGGGAUGGGUAUUUAUUUUCUAAUUGAUAUAUUUUUGAGGUUAGGUAAAAUUUAUUUUUACUUUUCAGUGGUUGGAUUAGCCAAAUUUUUACCAAGAAAAACAUUUCACUUCGGUGUCUUCCCCCGCCAUAAAUAAUAACCGUUUCCUAAUAAGCCAAUUCAGAGUUUGAACUGCGCAUCCAAUUAAAUGACGCAUGCUGCGUGGGAUAAAUUACAGUUGAACUAUAAUAUCUGGCUGAGACUGGAAGAAUUAAAAUAUGCAUAUCAAAGUAUUAUUCAACUGUUCAAUCAUCAUUUGUGUUUCACUAUAGCUCCAAUUGAAUUGUCAUUAA